AUGGUGGAAACACCUGUUCCUCCAGAGCAAAUUCAAGACAGUGAAAAUUCUGGGCUUCAGGUGAUGCCUGAAGAAGUGACCUAUGCAACUCUCAAGUUUUCAGGUCCUAAGACGAAGGAACCCCGGGAGAGCCACAGUCUCAAAAGAAUGGACAACCAUGAAGUGCCUGAGUUGGAGCUGGGUGUUGCAGCUGAAACUGCAACAGGGAGCAUUGAGGGCACAGCCAAGGCGGCCAAGAGCAGAGCUGUGAGAGUUUUCCUCAUAGGACGUAGCACUCCGUCGAAGGUGUGGUGCCCUAUUGCUUUCAUUUCACUGUUGCUGAACCUGGUGGUGCUGGCUGGACUGGGAACCCUGGGCUUAACGAAUUACUACAAACUCAUCAUCUUCGGCAGCAGGACACAUUAUGACGCGCAAGAAACUGUAACGGAACGGGUGGAGAGAACUACGACAUUACCCACGAAUAUGCCUACAAAUGUCUCAGACCCGGGAUUUUACUUAUGCUCAGAGUUGUGGAUAUGGCAUGGAAGUAGCUGCUGUUACUUUUCUGCUGAACUAAUGAGUUGGAAUAUGAGUAACAGUGACCAUGGAAAGAAUCACUGCUCCCUGAUGAAUAUGGGCAAUGGGGAAAACUGGAAUAGAACCAAGCUGCUCAUUAGAUGUCUUCCAUCACCUAUCUCCUGGACGGAUCUGAAUUUUACUCUCGACAACACAAAUCACACAGCAGAGAAUGUUUCAAAUUUUUCCAUUUUGACAUGUUUGGUACCUCCGUAAGUAUUUCACGUGCCGAAACAGUGAAGUAUGCAGUAUUCAAUGGAAAUGGAAUAACUGGAAAAUCUAAUGACUCUAGUAGUUAUUGUAUCUGUGAAAACAAAGUAGAUGUACCAAAUUCUCAAUCUUAUGUAAAUGCAAACACUUGUAAUAAUGCAGGAUAUAGAAAUGACCGUGUAAGCUGAAACUAUGCAAAAACAAUCUCAGAAUCAAAUGGGGUAAAUCUGAUUGUUUUGUGACCUUUAAAACUUUCUGUCAAAACAUUAAAAACUCCCUUACAGUUGAUUGUAAUUGUAUAGGAAAAUUUUUUAAAAAGUGAAAUUAAUAUUACCUAGUCCACUUUAAUUUAAAAUAUUAGAAACAUUGAGAAUUAAAGUGGCUUAUUUUGCUUAUCAAAAGUAGCAUGAACAGUGGUACAACUUCUUGCAAUACACUUUACUAUCCAGAUGGAAUAGUUUUUUCUAUCUUAGGCAAAUUGUCACACUCUUUUCUAAGCUGGGAAUCAGCUUCUAUCACUUUAUCCUUUCUGCGCUCAAAGACAUGAAAUAUUUCCAAC
Molecule: messenger RNA, 1324 nt
Organism: Balaenoptera ricei (Rice's whale)
Lineage: Eukaryota; Metazoa; Chordata; Mammalia; Artiodactyla; Balaenopteridae
Product: C-type lectin domain family 12 member A-like
Exons: 8
Coding region: 1-771 (256 amino acids)
Source: RefSeq, a predicted model, not a curated record